Chaetomium fimeti is the source of this 3210-nucleotide messenger RNA. RefSeq names its product P-loop containing nucleoside triphosphate hydrolase protein. The record is from RefSeq and is a predicted model, not a curated record. Lineage: Eukaryota; Fungi; Ascomycota; Sordariomycetes; Sordariales; Chaetomiaceae. The transcript has 3 exons. Gene Ontology annotation, molecular function: GTPase activity; GTP binding; microtubule binding. Gene Ontology annotation, cellular component: membrane; cytoplasm; microtubule. The coding region runs from base 69 to 2951 and encodes 960 amino acids.
CAUCCCUCACUUUGAUCAAUCCGUUUCAUUCGACUAACAACCCAUCAGAUCAAUUCAUCUAAGUUGUGAUGCCGCGCAUCAAACAAGAAAGCGGCCGAGUCCGCUCAAUGGCGACUCCGGACUCCAUUCCGGAUGCCCCGUCUGAAACGGCUAGUGAGCGAGUUCAGAGGCGACGUCCAGUCCGUUCGGCAGCACCGAGUAUCGAAACUUGUGUACGACCUACGACGGCGUCCAGUCCACCCAACGGUCCGGAGGAUGAGGAUGAUGACCUCGUAAUGCUGGAGUUUCGACGUGGGCCCAAGUCCGAGCAUGAGCUCAACCCCUUGGGCCCGCAAAGCGUCCAGAGCUCCUUCGCUGGGGCCAAUCGAGCGCUUCGCUGCAUGGGCCAGAAGCUCAAAGACAUCAACGAUGCAUUGGGCGAGCUCCAAGCCCGCGGCAUCCAGCAUGUCGCCAGCUUGCCAGAGCUGGUUCUCGUCGGGGACCAGUCCUCCGGCAAAUCCAGUCUUAUGUCCGCCAUCGCGGGGCUCAGCCUCCCUCGCAGCAGUGGAACUUGCACUCGGUGCCCAAUUCACAUCUGCGUCUCUCGCGCCGAUGAGUGGUCAUGCCGUGUCUUUUUGAAGCAAGAUUACGACUUUUGUCCACCCAACCACCCGCUCACGGAGCGAGACGUUACAGGGAACAACAAAUUCCCACCGUGGGCCAAACUCGACCCCAGCCGUCAAGCACGGCGCAAGUUCAAAACCGUGAGGGACCAGUUCGACUCCGAGGAGAUCGAAACCGUUCUUCGCUGUGCCCAAGUUGCCAUUCUGAAUCCAUCGACCCAUUACCAGUUCUUUAUCCCGAAGCUGAAGGGCGAAGCAUCUGACAACACUCGCGAGCAACAUCUUGAGCAAGUCAAGAAGAAAGAGGAGAGAUCUGAAGCGCAAUUCUCUCCGAAUACCGUAGCGCUGGAGGUCAAGGGUCCAGAUCUAGCGGAUCUAAACUUCUACGACCUCCCCGGCGUUUUCAUGACUACCAGGCGCAGCGAGGACAUCUUCCUGGAGCGCGUUGUCCAGAACCUUACGCGAGAAUACAUUUCGCGCCCUAGUGCGAUUAUCCUCUGCGCGGUUCCGAUGAACCAGGACACGGAGAAUUCCCUUGCCCUCAAGAUCAUCAGGGGCCAACGAGCCCAAAACCGGUGUAUCGGCGUCAUGACCAAGGCCGAUCUACUGCCGCGCGACGACCAUGCUGCCUCGGGCUGGCUUGGCAUGCUCAACGGAGAAGCCCACCAAACCGGUUUUGGUUAUUUUAUUACUUCCCGCCAGGGUAGCGACCUGGACGAGCAGAACAAGAUGGAGGAGAGGUUUUUCAACCGUACUGCGGAUGCUACAGGCCACUGGCCCGAAGUAUUUGAUCACUUUAAGGAGAAGUGCGGCGUUGAGAAGCUCAAGGUGUUCCUGUCGGAGAAGCUGGGUGAAGAGUUUGCCAAGACACUGCCGGAAGUGAGGGAGAAGGUAGACAUCCGCCUCGCCGACAUUUCGAAGCAACUGAAAAAAUACCCCGAUCCACCGCCGAACCCGGAGCUGGAGAUUAUGAAGAGGCUGGCGGAGUUUACAAUUCGAGUCAAAGAUCGUGUCAUGCACCAAGACUUUAUGAGUUCUUGGAACGAUAGCUACGGCGGACCGUUUAAGGCCCUUAUUCUCAAUAUGAAGCCAAAAUUCAACGUUCGCGAGCACGCGAAGGUGUCGAAACCAUCCCCAGUGGUCAUCGACCUCGACGGCGACAGCCCGACACCAUCGCCCACCGUUCGGAAACGCCCAGCUCCGGCCAUGGACUUGACCCGGGCGUCCAAUCCCAAGAGGCAGCGGCGAGUGAAUGCCGUCGUCAAGACCGAGGCGCGGGACAACCACAUGUUCCCCUCAACCCCUCGCCAUACGCGAAGUGCGACGCCGGCUAUGACGUCUUCCCGAGGCGGCCGGUCUAGGAGUCUGAUGGACAUCCGGCACCUCAUCAGGCGUGCCGCAGUCCCAGGCCAACCCGGUCUCGUGUCUGCCAGCGUUUACGAACCAUUGUUCACCGAGGCCGCCAAAAGCUGGGACAGACACCUCCACAAGUUCGUGGACAACACGCUUGCCCUUCUCCAGAGCGAGAUCUUCACGAUUCUCGACGCCGCGUUCGCGCACCUCACAAACCGCGCCGUCUACAGAGAGUCACGCGAGCACAUGCGCGCCUUUAUCGAAGCCCACCGCACCGAGCUGCGCGCCCAACUCGACUUUAUCUACAAUCUCGAAUCCAAGCGGCUCUUCACCAAAGACGAAGGAGCGCUCAAGCGCAACCAGGCCGCGGAAAAGCAGAUCCUGGUACGCCACCGCAACCACUUCCGCAUUGCCGCCUACAACGGCGAGGAGCUCUGUGCCGUCCCAAAGAUGGAGGACAUGACCGACGAGGACCGGAAGCAGGAAGAGUCCAAGAUGGUCAACGAGCUCAAGAACCUCGGCCCGGAUCCCUUCGAGCCUGAACUCGCUGUCGCGGCAUACAUCCGUGGGUAUUACCUCACUGCGGCUAACCGGUUUGUGGAUUAUGUUUCGAUCCAUGUCAUGUCGGGCCUGCUGCCGCGGGUGGCGUCUGUGAUUGAAAUGUAUCUGCACGAGAAGCUAGGCCUCACCAGCAGCUCGACCGCCCCGGACGUACUGGAGCGAUUGAUGUCGGAGGGCCCCGAAAUAGAGCAGAAGCGUCGGGAUCUGCGCGCCGAGAAGGAGACGCUUGAUGGCGCGAUGGAUAUCAUUGUCAACCUGGAGCGCCACGCCCAUGAGCAGCAGUUGGCUGCGGCUGCCGCUGCCGCCUCGCAGUCGCAGUAUACCAAUGGAUUUGAUGCGUCGCAGGAUAGCAUGGGGACGCUUGGUGUUGGCCAUGCGAAUGGUAUUGCGGACCGGGCGACGGUGUACUCGGCCACGCAAUUUGGCGAUGCCUGAUCAGUUGGGCUGCGGCAUGAGAGGGAAGGUUUCCUCCGCUUUAUGUUUCUUUGCCUCUCUGUUCAUUUCGGUCGGUCUCGUCGGACGUUAUGGGUCGCGCACGAUAUCACGGCUGUGGGUUGGAGUAUCGAUACUGCAGGGUUUGAUCAGCCUGCUGGUCCUGUCAGCUGAUUUUGUAAGCCUUGGUUGGCGCACUAAAUCUCUUGUACUAAGAUGGUGGAUUUCCACGUACAUUCCGGCAAGACCAACACUUCAUACU